This is a messenger RNA of Chaetura pelagica (chimney swift), 1989 nucleotides long. RefSeq names its product leucine zipper putative tumor suppressor 3 (gene LZTS3). Gene Ontology annotation, biological process: regulation of dendritic spine morphogenesis. The transcript has 3 exons. Gene Ontology annotation, cellular component: dendritic spine. The coding region runs from base 1 to 1989 and encodes 662 amino acids. Lineage: Eukaryota; Metazoa; Chordata; Aves; Apodiformes; Apodidae. The record is from RefSeq and is a predicted model, not a curated record.
AUGGCCACGCUAGACGCCCUGCCCGCUGGUAGUGACCUGCCCUACCCCAGCCUGGAGAACUUCCACCCUUUUUUUCCACCCCAUCCCUCCCGCGGCGGCGCCAUGGGGAGCGUGGGCAGCGGCGUGGCCAACGACCAGGAGUUUGCCAUGAAGAGCGUGGGGACGCGGACGCAGGGCAGCGGCGGCCGGCAGCCCGAAGGUUCCCGCAACGGCUUCUCCAGCCGGGACGUCCCCAGCCGUUACUCCGGCGAGGAGAAGACCUACAGGACAGAGAAAGUCUCCAAUUCCCUCUACAUCAACGGCGACCUGCGCAAGAGCGACAAGGUGAAGGUGGACAUCUGUGGGAACGUCACCACCAGCAACGAGAAGAACCUGCCGCCUCCCCCCCAGUACCGGGAGCCCAGUAACCCACCAAAGAUCUUGCCCAUCUCCGGCAAACUAGACCAGAGCAAUGAGCCCUUAGUUAGACCCUCAGCCUUUAAACCAGUAGUUCCUAAAAACUUCCAUUCCAUGCAGAACCUCUGCCUGCCACAGAGCAACGGGGUGACAGAGAACAGGAAGAGCUUGAACCACGCCAACAGCAAUAGCCCGUCCGCCCCCAAAAGCGGGCUGGAGAAGAGCAGCCUUAACAGGACUACCAACCCAGGGGGUGGCCUCUCAGAUUCGGGCCGUAACUCGUUGACCAGCCUGCCCACCUACGGGACGGGCUACAGCCAGCACGUGGGGCCCAUGAGCGCCUCCACCAGCCACAUCAACCGCAUCGGGACGAGCUACGCGGAGAAGAGCAUCGCGGGCUACAACGGGAUAUCUACCUCAGACAGCGGGCGCUCCUCCAGCAAGAGCACCUCCUCCUUCAGCAGGCUGAACCACCUCAACGAGACCCUGCCUUUCCACUCGCCUUCCACCGACGACAUCAUCCAGGACCUGGAAGACCGGCUGUGGGAGAAGGAGCAGGAGGUGCUGCAGAUGAGGAGGAACCUGGACAAGAGCGAGGCGGCGAUCUUCCAGGUGUUUGAGGAGAAGCAGAAGAUCUGGGAGAGGGAGAUGGAGGACCUGAGGCAGAACUAUGCCAACAAGUUGCAGCAGGUCUCCAAAAAGGCGCAGCGGGCUCAGCAGGCCUUGCAGCUCCAGAUCUUCAAGCUCCAGCAAGAGAAAAAGAAGCUCCAAGAUGACAUGGGGCAGCUCCUGCAGCAACGGGAGGAGCUGGAGAAGAAGUUCGUGGCUUUCAAGAAGGAACAGGCUGAGUUUCUCCCCAAGAUAGAAGAGACCAAGUGGGAGGUGUGCCAGAAGGCGGGCGAGAUCUCCCUGCUCAAGCAGCAGCUGAAGGACUCCCAGGCAGACGUCUCCCAGAAGCUGAACGAGAUCGUGGGGCUGAGGACGCAGCUGAAGGAAGGCAAGAACUUCCUGAGGGAGAAGGAGGAGCAGAUCCUCACCCUGAAGGACUCCUACAGCUCCAAGAGCGUCAACCUGGAGAUCUGCGAGGGCGAGCUGCAGCGGAAGAUGGGCGAGGUGCAGGUGCUGAGGGAGAAACUGAACCACUGUGAGCUGGAGGUGUCCAGCCUGAAGCGGACGAUUGCCAGCAUGGGACCUGGGGGUCCUUUUGGUGGGGAGCUGGGUGAGAAGCUGAGGGACCCCCUGGCCUGCGAGAGCGACGAAGCCAAGAUGCAGCGGCAGAGCGAGGACGGCGCGAGCGCGCUGCGGAAGGAGGUGGAGAGGCUGCAGGUGGAGCUGAAGCUGGUGAGGCAGCAGCGGGAGCAGCAGGUGAUGGACUUCGAGGAGGAGAGGCGCACGUGGCAGGAGGAGAAGGAGAAAGUCAUCAAGUACCAGAAGCAGCUGCAGCUGAACUACGUGGAGAUGUACCAGAAGAACCAGCUCCUGGAACACAAGGUGAACGAGAUGAACACCAAGGCCACCAGCCCCCCGCACACCGAGGAGAAAAAGACAUGGACCCCCUCCAGGCUGGAGCGAAUAGAGUCCACCGAGAUCUGA